AAGUUCCAAGAGAUAGAUUUGACGAAUGGGAAGAAGCAUAUAGACUUGAGUGUGAGCAGCGAAAAAUUGAUGAAAUGUUUAUGAGAGAAGCAUUGCUGGAAGCUAAGAAAGCUGCUGAUUCUUGGGAGGUGCCUGUUGGGGCAGUACUAGUGCAGCAUGUGAAGAUAAUUGCUCGUGGACGCAACUUGGUAGAGGAAUUACGGGAUUCAACUGCACAUGCAGAAAUGAUCUGUAUACGGGAAGCUUCGAGCAUACUAUGUUCAUGGAGGCUUGCGGAUACAACACUUUAUGUUACACUUGAACCAUGUCCUAUGUGUGCUGGAGCAAUUCUUCAGGAAAGAAUUGACACUGUUGUGUGGGGAGCUCCCAAUAAGCUUCUAGGAGCAGAUGGAGGAAAUGGUUCAGAAGUGACAGACAAGCCGGCAGCCCCAGUCCAUCCAUUCCACCCAAAUAUGGGAAUCAGACGGGGGCUAUUGGCUUCAGAGUGUGCAGACAUGAUGCAACAAUUUUUCCAGCUUAGGAGAAAGAAUAAGGGAAAGAAUGCAGAGCAGCCCCAAUCACCAUCUUCUCUUCCUGUAACAAGUCAUCGUUCGAAAUUCUUUACCAAGAUGCAUGAUAUCUUGCAUUUGAUGUUCUGUUUGUGA
Messenger RNA from Hibiscus syriacus, 644 nucleotides. Its product is annotated as tRNA(adenine(34)) deaminase, chloroplastic-like. NCBI's taxonomy places the organism in Eukaryota, Viridiplantae, Streptophyta, Magnoliopsida, Malvales, Malvaceae. Gene Ontology annotation, cellular component: chloroplast. Gene Ontology annotation, molecular function: tRNA-specific adenosine deaminase activity. Gene Ontology annotation, biological process: tRNA wobble adenosine to inosine editing. Bases 75 to 644 code for a protein of 189 amino acids. The record is from RefSeq and is a predicted model, not a curated record. The transcript has 4 exons.